Molecule: messenger RNA, 303 nt
Organism: Arabis nemorensis
Lineage: Eukaryota; Viridiplantae; Streptophyta; Magnoliopsida; Brassicales; Brassicaceae
Source: the annotation of a GenBank genome assembly
AUGCCGUUUAGAUAUCCACGGGCAACCGAAGUUGAUGAUCNUUGGAUCACAGUGAUGUCAGUAAAUCNUAGAGGAAGGAUUGUUGGAAUUUCCGAGGAUAGUGACCAUGACCCUAUGCAACAAAACACACUCGGUACCAUCGGAGCAGUCGACCNCUNACUAGCNGUAGAUCUUGUUGUUGAUUUCACACUUUAUGCAGAUGAUGAGAUUUUAGAUGAUUCUGAGGAAGAUGGAGGCGAAUUUGAAGAUGCCUCUCAGUCUGACAAUUCAGAAUAUUCUCUAAAUGAAGAAGACGAAGAAUAA